CGAAGGAGGAGGGACCGCGCGCCACCAUCACCGCGUCUUUGUGAGGCGCCGCUCUCAGACUCCUCGUGGCAGAGGAACCGAGAGAGCGCGACUCACGCAGCCAUGUCGGGGCUCAUCAAGAGAAACUCCAACUCCCACAAGGAGGAAGACCCGCAGGUCACGGAGGUGAUGCUGUCCCCGCGCGCCCCGGACGACAAGGCGGGCGCCGGCGAGUCGGUGGCGCUCAAGCGCACCAUCACGCUCACCAACGGCGUGGCCAUCAUCGUGGGCACCAUCAUCGGCUCCGGCAUCUUCGUGGCGCCCACCGGCGUGGUGAAGGAGGCGGGCUCGGUGGGCGCGUCGCUGGUGGUGUGGGCGGUGUGCGGCGUCUUCUCCACGGUGGGCGCGCUGUGCUACGCGGAGCUGGGCACCACCAUCACCAAGUCCGGCGGCGACUACGCCUACAUCCUGGAGGUGUACGGCUCGCUGCCCGCCUUCCUCAAGCUGUGGAUCGAGCUGCUCAUCAUCCGGCCCUCCUCGCAGUACAUCGUGGCCUACGUCUUCGCCACCUACCUGCUGAAGCCCGUCUUCCCGGAGUGCGCGGUGCCGGCGGACGCCACCAAGCUGGUGGCCUGCCUCUGCAUCCUGCUGCUGACCUUCAUCAACUGCUACAGCGUGAAGGCCGCCACCAGGGUGCAGGACUUCUUCGCUGCGGCCAAACUGCUGGCGCUCGGGCUCAUCAUCGUCAUCGGCUUUGUCAGGAUCGGCCAAGGUAAAACCGACCGCCUCCUGCCGGAGAAUUCCUUCGAGGGGUCCAAAUAUGAGUUUGGCAACUUGGGUCUGGCCUUCUACAGCGGCCUGUUCGCCUACGGUGGUUGGAACUACUUGAACUUCGUCACGGAGGAGAUGAUCGAGCCGUACAAGAACCUUCCUCGGGCCAUCAUCAUCUCGCUGCCCAUCGUGACCGCCGUGUACGUCCUGACCAACCUGGCCUACUUCACCACCCUCAGUCCUGAGGCCAUGAUCAACUCCGACGCCGUGGCUGUGGACUUCGGGAACUACCACCUGGGCCCCAUGGCCUGGAUCAUCCCGGUCUUCGUGGGUCUGUCCUGCUUCGGCUCGGUCAACGGCUCGCUCUUCACCUCGUCCAGAUUAUUUUUCGUGGGUUCUCGGGAAGGUCACCUGCCCACUCUGCUGUCCAUGAUCCACCCCACCCUCCUGACCCCCCUCCCCUCACUCAUAUUCACCUGCGUGAUGACGCUCCUCUACGCCUUCUCCGACGACAUCUUCUCCGUCAUCAACUUCUUCAGCUUCUUCAACUGGCUGUGCAUCGGCAUGGCCAUCGUGGGGAUGAUGUGGCUGCGCUACAAGAAGCCUGAGCUGGAGCGACCCAUCCGGGUCAACCUGCUGCUGCCCAUCAGCUUCGUGCUGGCCUGCAUCUUCCUCAUCGUCGUCUCCUUCUGGAUGACGCCCAAGGAGUGCGCCAUCGGCUUCGGCAUCAUCGCCACAGGCGUGCCCGUCUACCUGGUGGGCGUGUGGUGGCAGAACAAGCCCAAGUGGAUGCUGCAGGGAAUCUUUUCCACCACGGCCUUCUGCCAGAAGCUGAUGGAGGUGGUGCCUUGAAGAGCCGGAGCCGGACUGUGACCUCUGACCUGUGACACACACACACACUUCUGUCCCUCGCUUUGCUCUGUUGAUGUUGCUGCGCGUGUCGCGGCGCCGUGCCUUCUGAGGAGCGCGGACGACGUCCGAGGAGGGCGGCGCAGCCAAAACAUUAUGACCACUACCCAUCACACCCCACCUCCCCCCGCUGCUCUCCGCCUGCACCAGCUGCAUCCAGCCUUGUGACGCCUUCGAGGCAUCGCGGCGAAAACUAGCGCAGACCCAAACUCAAAAAAACCCUGGAGGUCAUGAGACCAGAUUUAGUUUGUAUUCCACUCUCACUAGCAAUUUUGCGUGAAUAUAGAAGCGACUCUCAGAGAAGCAACUUUAUCAAGUCAUUAUCCUUUGUAUUGUGGCUUCAGCUAGAGGCCGAACUACUGGCCUCAGGUCCAGCCCGACAUCUGGCGCCCACUCGUCAGUGACCUCAGUCCAGUUCUCCAUCACUCCACUUCCUCCAACGACCCGCCUCCUGCCCGGCUCCUCCUCAAUUUUAGCUUCAAGAGACUCUUAAGCUCCCGGUAAAACAUCUCUGAAUCCUGAGACCAGUUUGACUCCAGAGCUCUGGAUGGCGCUCACGUGCCAAGCCUACAACCUCCCGUGCUGGAGGGAGGUGGUCAUAAUGUUUUGGCGCAAGGAGGACCCCUCGGUGCCUCGUGUCCCUCCUUCUCUUAUCAGCUUCCGUGGUCGGAGCACACUCAGUUCCCUCUCAGAACCUUGACACACUCGCUCCGAGUCGCUGCUGCGACGUGCCACGUCCAAGCUGCGGCAGUUCAUUCACAUCAGAUGUGAAGGCUCUGCCCAACUUUGAAUUAUGACAAGGAAAAAAGUCGUUUUUAAUUUAAUUUUUUACAUUUUUGUUUCAGGAAAGCUCUUAACAAUAGUGACUGUAGACCUGCUAGUGCUAUUUAUGGAUGGAAGUGUGGUGACCUCAUCAGUAUUCGACGACACUCGCACAGUUUUGGGGGGCGGAGCAAGUGCCGUGUAUUGUAGCUUCCUGUGUGCAGUAGCACGACCUCACCGCAGCAGCUUCUGGGUCAUCAGGAGCCAUUCUGAAGAUCUUGUCGAGCAAGGAUGAUGUCAUCAGAUGGCUGGGAGGACACGCCCCCAGCUUGCUAGCAAUCUGCCAUGCUGAGUUUUUUACUUUCAGCUGUCUGUGAACCGCAAUGAAGCCUAACAGACCAAAACAUUACGACCACCCAGCUCAUGCUCCUCUUCGCCUUUUUUCUGUGGUCGUAAUGUUUUGGCCAAUCCGUGUUUUGUUUGUAGAAGGGGUUGCAUCUCACAGCGGAGCAGCAGCAGUUGUGUGUGUUUUUUGUAGUGCAACUCCGACAAUAGUGGUGGAUUGAGAGCCGCGUUGCCGUGGCGAUGUUGUUUUCUAACGGCACUAACGCAGAUAGGACCAUAGACUUAACUUAUUUAUUUGUAGGAAACCUUUUCUGGACUUGCUGUUUUCGUCUGUGUUUACACUCUUGUUUGUUUUGGAAGGACAAAUAAAUCUGGUGGAUUUUUUCCACUCCGCGCCUCCAGAGCUGUUUGUGCUCCCUGCCUGUCUCUUCAGUGUCGACUGGAGCCCGAGACCUUCCUGCUCCGGAGCAGCCGCUGGGGUUCAAAGUCAAACGCCGUCCUGCAGUAGCAUCAGAAGGCAUCGCUCCAUCACAGUGUUGGCUCAGCAUCAGUUCGGUUUUCCACUGUAACAACAAUAGCUACAGUCAUUUCUGUGGAGUUACGGAUGCAGAGAGACAGUGUGAAUGAAUUUCAUAUUCACCUGUAAAAUUUAAAGCACAAAGCCUUAGACUUUCAAAAUGUGCCACCCAGCACUUGAGUCUCCUUUGGCCCCGCCCCCUCUUCGCAGCAUGUGCGGCCUCAUAUCCCCUCCCUCCUUGUUGAGAUGACGUCAUGUGCGACGCCAAACGAUUUGUCCACAAAUCUUGGCGCCAAGGGUCGCGACUCGGACGUGACGGCCGACCUCCAGAUCCACCUCUCUCCAGGCUGUUUCUGAGCCUGUGGAACAGAUCAGCAGCUACUGUUUGACUGAGCCGCUCACACACACCUUUAGCUCUCAGACUCCGCCCCCAUCCAGACCUCCGUCAGGCUCCGCCCUCGUGAGGAGCUCCGGAACAAAACAGCCCAGAAACUACUCACCGAACAUCAG
This is a messenger RNA of Synchiropus splendidus (mandarinfish), 3793 nucleotides long. RefSeq names its product solute carrier family 7 member 5 (gene slc7a5). The record is from RefSeq and is a predicted model, not a curated record. Gene Ontology annotation, molecular function: L-amino acid transmembrane transporter activity; neutral L-amino acid transmembrane transporter activity. The coding region runs from base 103 to 1602 and encodes 499 amino acids. Gene Ontology annotation, cellular component: membrane. Gene Ontology annotation, biological process: neutral amino acid transport; amino acid transmembrane transport. The transcript has 10 exons. NCBI's taxonomy places the organism in Eukaryota, Metazoa, Chordata, Actinopteri, Syngnathiformes, Callionymidae.